Molecule: messenger RNA, 1529 nt
Organism: Equus caballus (horse)
Lineage: Eukaryota; Metazoa; Chordata; Mammalia; Perissodactyla; Equidae
Gene: RLIG1
Product: RNA 5'-phosphate and 3'-OH ligase 1
Biological process (GO): response to reactive oxygen species
Molecular function (GO): RNA ligase (ATP) activity
Source: RefSeq, a predicted model, not a curated record
GAGGCCGCUUCCGGGCGUGCGCUCCCGUCGCACGCUCUGUGUGGUGGGAGGCAGGGGCGCAGCCGCCUCCGUGCCCGGGCGCCGAGAGUAGGUGGUGGAACUACGCGGUCGGUGUUGUGGUCGGGUUGCGGGUCGGGACCCGGCGCGGUUCGGAAGCGUUCUCUGCACUCGCCUUCCCUGUUGGGCCCACCAUGAGGCGCCUGGGCUCGGUGCAGCGGAAGAUGCCGUGCUUGUUUGUGACGGAGGUGAAAGAGGAGCCCUCCAGCAAACGGGAGCAGCAGCCAUUUAAAGUUUUGGCAACUGAAACUGUAAAUCACAAGGCAUUAGACGCAGAUAUAUACAGUGCAAUUCCAACAGAAAAAGUGGAUGGAACAUGUUGUUAUAUUACCACCUACAAAGGUCAGCCAUACCUUUGGGCUCGGCUAGACAGAAAACCUAACAAACUGGCUGAGAAAAGAUUUAAAAAUUUUCUGCAUUCAAAACAAAAUUCAAAAGAAUUUUUUUGGAAUGUUGAGGAAGACUUCAAACCUGUUCCAGAGUGCUGGAUACCAGCGAAGGAAAUAGAACAAUUCAAUGGGAAUCCAAUGCCUGAUGAAAAUGGACACAUUCCUGGUUGGGUACCGGUAGAGAAAAACAAUAAACAGUACUGCUGGCAUUCCUCUGUAGUUAAUUACGAAUUUGAAAUUGCCCUGGUCCUGAAGCAUCAUCCUGAUGAUCCUGGUCUUUUGGAAGUUAGUGCAGUGCCACUGUCAGAUCUCUUAGAACAAACGCUGGAGCUUAUAGGAACAAACAUUAACGGAAACCCAUAUGGGCUGGGGAGCAAGAAGCAUCCAUUACAUCUUCUUAUACCACAUGGAGCAUUUCAGAUACGGAAUCUACCUUCCUUGAAGCACAAUGAUCUGCUGUCCUGGUUUGAAGGCUGCAGAGAGGGUAAAAUUGAAGGAAUAGUAUGGCAUUGCAACGACGGCUGUUUAAUCAAGGUCCAUCGCCAUCAUCUUGGUUUAUGCUGGCCAAUUCCAGAUACUUAUAUGAACUCAAAACCAGUUAUUAUCAACAUGAACUUGAACAAAUAUGACUAUGCCUUUGAUACUAAGUGUUUGUUUAAUCAUUUUUCAAAAUUAGAUAAUCAGAAAUUUGGUAGGCUCAAAGAUAUAAUACUCGAUGUAUAAACUGGAAAUGCAAUUAAAAACCAGCUUUAUUAUUGUUAUAUUUCAAUUUUGAAUAGUCUGCCAUGUUUAAAAGGUAAAACUAUCUCAAGGUUCUUACUUAUUGUUCAGUGUCUGAUAGAUCGAUAUGUCUUCUAGCAUUUGAAGAAAUGAAUUUCCCAGUUGCAAAUGUCUAUUCAGAAUUUUAUUUAGAAUCAGGAAAUGAAUUUUAACCUAUGGACUUAAAAAUGUACAUAAUAGUAGGCUCCUCAGCUUAUCCAAAGGUUGGAUUCUGUCCAAUAUAACUGGAUAGUAAUUUUAAAACAACAAUUAAAUCAAUAAUUGUGGAUUAUUUACUUUCAAAAUUAAAUAGGUUGAGCUGAA